AUGAAUAAUUCUCUUAAAAAACGAUGGUUUGACACUGGUAACAAUAAUAAUACAAUCAGUCUUCUUUUUCCACUUGAUUUUGAUACAAUGGUAAUUUCAUCGAAUCAAACAUCAUCAAUAAUUGAAACAAAUACUGUAAGUCCAAUACCAAAUGAUUUACAUUGGUAUCCAUUUUAUCCUGGUAUAUGUCCACCAUCAUAUAAUGUUAUUUUACAAGGUGUUUGUGCACCAUUAAUUAUUAUUAUAUCAACAGUAUUAAAUUCGUUAAUAGCUGUUGUAUUACUUCAAAAACAACUUCGAUCACCCACAAAUAUUCUACUUCUUGCUAUUGCACUUUAUGACACACUUACAGGAUUAUUUCCUUUUCCAACAUAUAUUUAUGUGUUUACAUUUAAAAAAUGUGAUGAUUACAUGCCUUAUAAUUAUGGGUGGUUUCAUCGAAUUAAUUAUCAGGUGCUUCCAUUUAUAUUUCAUACAUGUUCUAUUUGGGUAACUGUUGUCUUAGCUAUUCAACGAUAUAUAUAUGUAUGUCAUUCAGAAAAAGCUAAACAAUGGUGUACAGUACGAAUGGCUCUUAAAGCUGUAGCAUGUGUUAAUGUUUUAGCACUUAUUGUUGCAAUACCAAUGUUUGUUGAAGGUACAUUUCAUCCGAUAACAGUUCGUUCAUUAAAAGAUUCAAAAAAAAUUCUUAAUGCAUGUCUUGUGCGUGAUUACUCAGAAGAUCCAAGAUAUAGCACAUUAUAUUCUGUUUAUUCAGUAUUACGUGCUUUAUUAAUUAAUGUUGGUCCAUGUACGGUACUUGUUAUAUUAAAUGCUAUACUUGUCGACCGUAUGAAAGAAGCUAAACAAAAUCGGGAUAGACUUAUGAGAAAACGUAGUCAGGAAUCUCGUGCUCAAGAACAAACCAGUGUGACAUUAAUGCUUGUUAUUGUAGUAACUAUUUUUCUAAUUGUUGAAGUUCCCAUGGCACUUCAUUUGAUUAUAUCUGGUUUAUUAAAAUUGUUAGAAUCAGACUUUUUAUCAGGAUUUUUAAAUUUUUCUGUUCAAUUACUUAAUUUUGCUGUUUUAUUAUCAUAUCCAAUUAAUUUUUUUAUUUAUUGUCGUAUGUCAAGAGCAUUUCGUGAUGCUUUUACAGAACUAUUAUGUCCAUCAAAACAUCGAUCUGGACAAAGUGGAUUACCACCAUCAACAACAACACGAUUAAUUAUUAAAUCAUAUAAUAACAAUGACAAUUAUGAUCAUCUUGAACUUAAUGAUACAAAUAUUGAAAUGAAAAAUUCUCAUAUUAAAAUUGAACAUCCAUCAACUGUGAUAUUCAAUCAAACAACAGCUGAACCAUUCAUCCCAUUAACACCAUCGAUGACUUCUCUUCAUGUAACUCAUAAUGGAAAAAAGCCUUCAACCGAUUCACUAAGCAAACAUCAUGUACUUUUUCGCGAUGAUGUUCCGUCAUCAGCAAAUAUGAAAUUUACUGAUUUGUAG
Molecule: messenger RNA, 1482 nt
Organism: Rotaria sordida
Lineage: Eukaryota; Metazoa; Rotifera; Eurotatoria; Philodinida; Philodinidae
Source: the annotation of a GenBank genome assembly